Molecule: messenger RNA, 1356 nt
Organism: Fusarium falciforme
Lineage: Eukaryota; Fungi; Ascomycota; Sordariomycetes; Hypocreales; Nectriaceae
Product: Salicylate hydroxylase
Exons: 3
Coding region: 1-1356 (451 amino acids)
Biological process (GO): secondary metabolite biosynthetic process
Molecular function (GO): FAD binding; monooxygenase activity
Source: RefSeq, a predicted model, not a curated record
AUGGCUGUAAAGCAGGCUGGCGGGUCAUCAGACAGUCCAAUGGAUCUUCCAAUCGCCAUCAUUGGUGCAGGCAUGGGUGGACUGGCAAGUGCAUUGUCACUGGCCAAGAAAGGCUUUAAGGAUAUUCAAGUCUUUGAGAAUGCAUCCGACCUUGGCUUUGUCGGCGCUGGAAUCCAGCUAGCACCGAACCUGGUGCGCAUUCUUACCCGUCUAGACUGCUGGGAGGAGAUUGAGGCGGAAGCAACGGAUGUUCUGGAGACAAGCAUCAGAGAUGGCGCUACCAACCAAGAACUCACACAUGUCCACAUGCCGGACAUUCGCAAAAAGUAUGGCUACCCUCACUGUACUGGACAUCGAGCAUCUCUUGCCGGUGGACUCUACAAGGCGUGCAAGCAAGAAGCCGCCAUCAAGUUCAACUUUGGCCACGUCCUUGAGAGCAUCGACUCUUUCACGCCACAGCCGACCUUCACUGUAAAGCCCCGUGACGGCGAGGCGUAUCAGGUCAAAGUUGCUGUCUUGAUAGCAGCAGACGGAGUCAAGUCUGUUGCGCGUGCCCAACUCCUCAGUCAGACCGGUCUCUCGGCAACUACAGAGGAUACCGGACAGGCCGCCUACCGCGUACUACUUCCCCGGGAUGCGAUGGCAUCAGAUCCCGAGAUGAUGGCAUUACUCGAUAGUAAUCAAGUGACGCGUUGGAUCGGAGAGAAGCGUCACUGGAUCUGCUAUCCAAUCGCAUCACGGACUAUUUACAACAUGUCAUCUAUCCAGCCCGAUGUCAACUUUGCCUCUGCCCCUUCCGCCACAUAUACAACAAAGGGCUCCAAGCAAGCCAUGCUGGACGUGUUUUCCGAUUUCUGCCCCGUCAUUCAACGAAUGUUGAACCUUGUUCCUGAGGGUGAAGUCUGUGAGUGGAAACUACGUGUCCAUAAGCCACUUCCAACCUGGGUCCAUGGUUCUGUGGGCCUGGUAGGUGACGCAUGCCAUCCGACUCUGCCUCACCUCAACCAAGGUGCUGGAAUGGCAAUUGAGGAUGCUGCUACGAUAGCCGAAAUCCUUUCUCGGGCACCAGAUACCACUCCUGAGACUAUCAACAAGUGCCUCAAAGUUUACGAACUUGUUCGAAAGGAACGCACCACGACACUUGUUGACCUAGCUGCACUUUCGGGUCGUACACUGCAUUUGGGCGCUGGUACAGCCAAGGAAGAGCGCGAUCGGCAGUUUGCCGAAGCCAAAACUAAUGGGGGCAAAGUUCCUGAUAAAUGGGCAUCUCCGGAGGUGCAGCAGAUGAUCUACUCUCAUGAUUGCAUGAAGACAGCCGCCAAGAAGUUUGAUGAGCUGUAUCAAAGCCUGAGCUGA